Molecule: messenger RNA, 1169 nt
Organism: Tricharina praecox
Lineage: Eukaryota; Fungi; Ascomycota; Pezizomycetes; Pezizales; Pyronemataceae
Exons: 3
Coding region: 321-1046 (241 amino acids)
Source: RefSeq, a predicted model, not a curated record
AGCUCCUCGUGGCCAACACUCCCUCACCGGAAGGUGCGGACAUGUGGGGUAUAUAUGCACAAGCUGCCGCACCGACACGGCAUAUAUGUCUCGAAGAUAACGUCCGCCAGCACGGUGGUUCCAUUGACAUUGCCAUUGGACAAAACGGCAUAUUCUGUGGCGAGUGCUGUGGGGUGGGGGAGCAUGGUGGAAAGAGCUCGGCCGGGAGUGAUGUUUCUCCGUCUAUCAACGCAGCACAACUACUCCCGGCGGCAUCACAUCCUCCAGCCAGCCUUCCUCCAGCCUUCCAGCAGCCAGCAGCCAGCUAGGUAGUGUAUUACAUGUGCUCCCUCGUUUCGCAUCACCGACGUUCAUCCCCUUCCCCUCUCCCCAGGGCCCACCAACAUCUCGUUGAACCGAAAUCAUUUCGACAAUCUGGAGGAUACGCAUCGAUGCGAAUCUCUCGUUACCAGCAAAGAACUGCAUCGCAGCAGAACAGAACAGAAUGGGCACGCGAAUCAUGUGAUCGAGUGUUCUGUACAAUACGUGGUUCAGCGACCUCCAGACUCACGCGAAUUUCAGCCAUAGCCUUUCAGCUCAUUGACUCCUUUCCUCGCAAUCUGAAAGCCGCGCGGUGCAGAGGCAAGUUGGACGUCACGGGGUACACAUCAGUAGCAGUAGCAGUGGCAACGGCGCGCGGCGUACCUGCGUACCUGACCAUACCAGCGUACCUGACCUCCGCUUUCCUUCCCUUCCAUUCCCUUGCCUUCCCUUCCCUCUUCUUUCCCUUUCCCUUUUUCUCUCCUACUCCCCUACAUACACACCUUCACACGUUUCGGAAAACCGCACCAGAUCAACUAACGGACCUUGUCAAACCCACUUCCAAAACCGAAACCAACCCGGCUCAGGGGCAGCAUCAGUGCAGCACUCUCAUGUGCAUCAAAUCAGUGCAUCACGCAGGAACAGCACGCAGCAAGAAACGAAGAAACGAACGAGAAAAGAAAAGGAAAAGAAACGAACGAAAAGACAGACAAGAACGAGAAAGAAAAAGAAGAGAAGAAAACUAGAACUUCAUGCAUUUCGUUUCCUACUUCUUUGUACCGUUACGAUAUUGAUUUUUACUUUAUGUAUGCUAUGCUACUUCCCACUUCCCCUUCCUACUUCCUACUGACAUUUACAUAUCCUCCUUC